GGAGCCAAUGGAGGUGCAUCAAAAGAGAUGUAUGUGAAAAGGAUCAUGUGGUCUAAAUGCGUGAAACCUGAGCUUCCCUGGCACAGUAAGGCUGCCAGCAGUGUGAGAAGGUCUUUUGGGAAGAUGUCACCAGUCAAGACCGCCGUGCACACUGAACAGGAGCCUCACAUCAGAGCCACCCAGAAUGAGGGAAAACCCAGCCAGUCACAGGCCAAACUCCAUGAGACACCUGUAUGGACCCAGAGAGCCAAGGAGCAAAUUAAAAGUGCAUUGAAGCCCCUGGAAUCCCCAGCCAAUAAGGAGCCAACGUUAACAACUGCACCACAAACACCUGAGUGUAGCAACAAGGCAGGAUGGUUUAAUGUACUUGAGAACCAGCCCAGGACAAAGUCAGUCCGGCAGAGUUUGAGGGUCCAUCAGAUGACACCAGAUGACGUCAGUCUAUUUUAUUUUCUUGAGAAUCAACACGCUCAGCAAGUUGAAACAAUUGAAGAUAUUGUGACCUGCUUAAUAGGCGAAAUCUAUUAUGAUGAGACAGGUACCCAACUAGACACCCCCAUUCCUGGCCUGAGUGAAACGGCUUUGGACCUCAUUGAUAAUGUGGUUGAUGAGUUAAAUAACACCCCAAGUGACCUGUCUAGUUUACAUACCGACGAGUCUCUGGUCCUCCCAUCUAGUUAUAAACAUCAGGUGGCCAAGAGUGUUCACAAAGAAUUGCUUUCCUGCACUGGUUCCCAAGAAAGCUUGUGGAAGGAUGUAUCAUCGGGACACAUGGUGAAAGAGAUUGCCAGCUCAAUCUCUCUGGAGGUGUCCAAUGUAACCAGCAGGAUUGGGGCUAUCUAUCACACUAGUGCCGAUCACACUGAUAAUCCAAUCUCACCCGGCCCCAGAACAGACACAAAUGCUUCCUGGGUGUCCUGUGCAGCCUCAGACAUCUCUGAAGAUCUUGUCCUCAGAAUCCUAGACUUCAUAUCAUACUGUCGGUCACCAGACAGCACCUGGAAUGGGCCACAGAGCCGAUGCUCCACUGACAUGACUGGAGAUCUCAUGGAUGCAGUCAUGGUGGAGCUCUUCACUAACACAGCCAUGCUGACGAUUCCAGUAGGUGAGCACCAGAAAAAAUGGUGCAAACCCUCCCCUACAGAUCUGGAGAAAGCUGCCAGAUUAGUGUAUAAGAAGAUGGUAAAGGAAACUGGCUCAGCUGAGGCUUUGCAAGACGCUCUCAAGCUCAGAAGGAAGUGUGUAGUCACAGCACUGGCUGACGUAGUGGCAAAGCAAGUGUACAAGCUCUUCUCAGAAGAGGAGUCAGACUCCACAUAUCUCCCAGACCAAACCAGCCACAAAGAUGACUGCCCUGUUACAAGCCACAGUAACAAACAACUCACACCUGAGCUUGCUGCUGCUCAAUCUGCCAGUGAGUGCAUAGUGAACUGCAAGGCUGUGUGGGAGAUCAUCUCCAGACUGCUGCAGGAGAUUUGUCCUAACGUGCCCAUGGAAGAAAAGCCCCAACUUUAUGCUCAGGAUCUUUUUCAUAGUGCUAUAAAUAAGCUGUCUGAGUCUCCAGGGGUAGCAGUAUGUGCUGAUGAGACUAUCUGUGACGUCUGCCGCCAUCCACAGGCCAUUGAGUUAAUCUGCGGCCGUGUUCUGGAGUGCCUGCAAUUUCAGAUGAACCUCAUGGGCUACAAUUUAAGAUCUGCCCUGGAUGCCCAAGAUGAGGCUCUCAGCUACUUUAUUGUUGCUCAUCUUGUGCAAGAGACCCUGCUGUUGAUCUCAAAUCAGACCAAUGGCAGCUCCCCUGAAGUAGACUCAGGUUCCCACCAUCAACCUGAGAGUCAAACACAACCAUGUGUAGUGAGCAGCAAAGUAAAUGAUGAAGAUUGGCCCACUUGUCAGUCAAACAUCACUGUACCAAAGGGCCAUUCCACCAUUUCUGCAUCCAAGGGCUUGUCCCAUAGGGCUUGCUUUUCCACUGUGUUUGCAACCAAGGGCCUACCACAGAUGCCAGGUCAAACAUACACUGGCAGAAGAAGGCACACAGUCCUGAGUGUGAAAAUAAAAAAGCACUCUCACAGAGGAAUUCAUAUCACACCGUCAGAAAGGAUAAUUCGGUUGAAGGAAAUGCAGAGGGAGUCAUCUUCUGAGGUCUCAUCAGUUUCAGUGGAGAUGUUUUCUGAAAGCCAUGGACACAGAAGAGGGUGUUUUGGAUGGCUCCUCUCUAAGCUUAUGUGCACUGAAGACAUCCACUGGUUCGAGUAAUGUUUGAGUGUAACCAAACAUUCAAACCUAAGGUGGAGGAAUGUAAAUAAAUCAAAGCAAGCCUACUUUGACCUUCUAUUGUGAUUCAGUAACAGGUGAUUCACCGUGGUUUCAGUAAGUCAUAUAAUUUCCAUUAUAUGUAUAGUCAUUUCGGUUGCCGACCUUCCAUAGCUAGCUAAGUAUAUGACACAAACAUUAUUUGCUGGUUUGAAUGACGUUUGAACAACAGCAUAGCAUAUUAUGAACACGGUGCCAGAAACAUUCCAUUUAAAAACAUACAGUGCCUUCAGAAAGUAUUCACACAUUUCAUUAUAUUGUGACGACCCUGGGUUUAUAUGCAUGAGCAUGCUUUUGCGGCACAGUCGAUAGCGCGCCGGACCUCAGACUAGAAGGUCGAGGGUUCGAGACCUGCUCCUGCUGUUACAUUACAAUAUGUAUAGUCAUUUCGGCUGCCGACCUUCCACAGCUAGCUAAGUAUAUGAAGCAAAGAUUAUUUGUUGGUUUGAAUGAUGCCUGAACAACAGUAUAGCCUAUUAUGAACACAGUGCCAGAAACAUUCCAUAAAAAAAUAUACAGUGCCUUCAGAAAGUAUUCUCACUAGGACAAUAACCUAAAAUGCACAAUCAAAUCUACACCGGAGUUGCUUGCCAAGAAGACACUGAAUGUUCAUGAGUGGCAUAGUUAUAGUUUAUACUUAAAUCUGCUUGAAGAUCUAUGACAAAACCUUAAAAUGGUUAUCUAGCAAUGAUCAACAACCAAUUUGACAGAGCUUGGAGGAAAAAAAUGAAAAAAUUAUGAAGAAAUGUUGCACAAUCCAGGUGUGGAAAGCUCUUAAAAGACUUACCCAGAAAGACUCACAGCUGUAAUCGCUGCCAAAGGUGCUUCUACAAAUAUGCAAAUGAGAUAUUUCUGUUCAUAAUAAUAAUAUUUGCAAAAAAAAUGUUUAAACAUGUUUUCACUUUGUCAUUAUGGGGUAUUGUGUGUAGAAAACAAACUAGAAUUCAAGUUGUAACAACAAAAUGUGAAAUAAGUCAAGGGGUAUGAAUACUUUUGGAAGGCACUGUAUAUUUUGAAAUGCUAUAAAACGAAGAACAAUUAGUGUGACAGCAAAAAUUAUAAUUUUUUAUUUGGGGGAUGGGGGAAGGUCUGUUAGAAGUUAGUAGAGCUCUUUUUAAUUUUCUUAGUAGAGUUAUGUGGUGUGGUGGCAUAUUGCUGCCAGUCAAAUUUGUUUUAUGUCAUGUCACAAGUAGAGAUGAAACGGUAUGAAAAUUUCAUACCACGAUUAUAGUGACCAAAAUUAUCACAGUUAUCAGUAUUGUUAAAAUGUGCUGGAAAUGUUAAAGUACUGAUACACAUACUGAAAUAAUUUCACCAAGUUUUAUAUUGAAAACUAACAAACAACAAAUAAAAUUAGCAGCAAUAUGCACUUUUUGCAUUGUGCAUAAACAUGAAAAUAAUAACAUUAACAUUAAAGAUGGCACCAUGUGGCCAUGAGAGGUAAACGUUUCCCUAGUGCAGGUUUGAAUGAACACAACCCUAAAUAAGCAAAUCAAAUGUGCAUAUAAAAGCAACACAAGUAAAGCAAUGUGCAUGUAAGAGCAAUACAACCAUAUGGCAACACAUCCAAUGUGCAUGUAAGAACAAUACAACCAUAUGUAAACAAAUCCAAUGUGUAGGUGUUGACAUUAAAAUAACAACACAAAAUAUGUAAACAAAUUAAAUUAACAGCACUGAUUGUCUGUCUGUUCUCUCCUUCAUAGAGAAAUGAGGUGCUUCUGGCCUAACAUCCUGUAUGUAUGCAUAUUUCUUCACUUGAGAUUGAAAUGUAAAAAUGUGAGCAUAUAUACUUUGUCUGGUUUAAGCAGUGACCUGCAAGGGGAGACAAUGUGCUGGCACUGAACACUCUCUGAUGGCACGUUGGUUGCUGGGAUGCACAAAAGCUUCCUGGCAACCCUGGCAAGGUGAGAAAGCUCUGAUUGCAUGGUCUAUCUUCUGUGUUGCGUUUGAGUAAUUGCAAUGAACCCAACAAUUGACAUAAAUACAGGAGUCUUGUAUAGGAGUCUACAGUGUUUCUCCUGUUGGAACACUUUUACAACCAAGUCCACGACUGCCGGAUUUUAAAUUAACAAAAUAUGUUGGUUGUGUGACUAAACUACAUAACGUGUUAUCGUGUGCAAUGUGCGGAUAAAGCCUGCAGAGACACACGAGGUGUAAACAGGUGUAAAAUAUACUUGAUGUAUUUCACCAAAAAUCCCUAAUUUAUUUUAAUUUAUUAUUCAAAAGUUAUUUUGAGAAGUACCCUACUUUCAAGAGUGAAUUAUUUUAUUGUAUUUAUUUAAUCAAAUGUAUGUUAAUGCGGUGAUGUCAUCAACGGGAGCCAUGAUUUUACUCAGUUUGCUCAGAGCCUGAUGAGGAGAGCUAUGUGUUAUGUAUGCUCCGGUCUUUUGAAUACACAUGUUCACAAAUGCACAAGAAAAGACAAGCAAAAGUUAUAUUGUCACUGAUUUAGUGUUGCAUUACUGUUUAUAGUAAUAUAUAUUUAGGUGAAUAGGAAUAAUGUUCGAGUGCAACUUUGCAUGGCUAACCCAGCUACCGUUAGCUUUGUUGCGGGAGUGGGUCUCUUCAAGGUGCAGGCAGCUUGAGUUUUCUGAUUAUUUUCUUACAGGUAUUCUGCACUGUCUUUUAUCAGACAAAUAUACUUGUAUGGGAGUCCAGACGGCAGCAUUAACUUUUGCCUUGUAUUUGUACCCAUUCCAUGCGGGUAUGUUGUGAAAUGUGACGAUUUUGUAUUUCAUGUUUAAUGUGCCUAGUUAGCUGUCGUUCAUUUAAAAUGGUGUUGCUUCAUUAGUAUAUCUCGGGUAUAAUGGUAAAAUAGUACACUCUCUAAGAAAUAUUGAGCACUUAUUAGUAGAUUAUUGGUGUACAACAUUUAUAAAACGAAAUGGGAGUCUUUGUACAAAAUGUUCAUAUUUUAAAAUGUAUUUUUUUGUUGAUGCUUUUACUCCUGAGUUUGCUCAUAGUGUGAUGAGGAGAGGCAAAAAUACUUGUAAGGGAGUCCAGACGGCAGCAUUAACUUUUGCCUUGUAUUUGUACCCAUUCCAUGCAGUCAUUAAAAGAGAGACAACCUGCAGAA
Oncorhynchus nerka (sockeye salmon) is the source of this 5389-nucleotide messenger RNA. RefSeq lists its product as uncharacterized. The record is from RefSeq and is a predicted model, not a curated record. The transcript is spliced from 4 exons. NCBI's taxonomy places the organism in Eukaryota, Metazoa, Chordata, Actinopteri, Salmoniformes, Salmonidae. The coding region runs from base 28 to 2256 and encodes 742 amino acids.